CGCAGACGAUACGGUUAGCACUGCUCGUCGUCAUCACCUUCAUCAUCACCUGACAGCAUACACACAGCUACCAAGAUGCCGUCGCCAGCAAGAUCACUGCCUGCUCUCGUCAAUCACGCAGCCGCAUCGUCCUCUUCCUCAUCGUCCAGGACAAUCGCCAGGGCCACGACGGUAGCAGUGCAGCAACAGAGAAGCUUCUCCUCCUCCCACUCUAGCGCAGCUCCUCGCCGCGUGGACGGCUCCACCCCCAAGCCCACCCUGACACAACGCAUGCUCGACGCCGGUCGCAAAGCCCUCUUCGGUGGUCGUCGUGAGCGCGAGGAGCUAGCCCGCGAAGGUGGUCUCACCCCCGAAUCGUACCGUCGUCUAGAAGAAGAUCGUCGUCGUGCUUCUGCCCUCGCCUCUGUUGAUGCUUCUGGAGAUUCACUACUGGGAGAGGAGAGUGAGCGGACCGAGGUGGAUCUCAAGAUGCAGCGAUUGAUGCAGCGAGUCAAGGAUAAGCAGGAGAAGCGUCUCGCUCGUAAGCGCUGGGGAGGUUCUGGGGCAAAGGAACUCGAACACAAGUAUUCCACUGCCGACUUUCGUAUUAGUCCACGCAAGUUGCAAGACUUGGCGGAUCAAAUUGGAGGCAAACCGAUUGAUUAUGCGAUUUUGCAGAUGCAAUUCUCCCAAAAGGACGCUAGUUCGAGGAUUCUAUCUACGCUGGCUUUGGCGAGGGAUCAUGCGAUUGCAAAGGGAAUGGAGAGGAGCAGAAUCGUUGUCAGUGAGGCUUGGGUGGGUAAGGGCACUGUGCUACCCCGUAUUGAGUGGAAGGGAAGGAUGAGGACCGGAGUCAGACAUCACCGCUUCAGUCGACUUUCGGUGGUGCUUCGUCAAGGAAAGACGGAGGAGCAAGUCAAGAAGGAGAAGAUUGAAAAGGCACAGAGAAUUGUGAGGAGUAUUGGGCAUGGAGGCGUGGCUAGAUUGCACAGGCCAGAAAGUGUGUCGAGGGGACCAUGGGCUUAUUGAGCCUGCGAAUCGUUGCAAGCAAGCAAUGAACGCAAUAUAUUGACAUGUCACUCGAAAACAGCUAUACAUGGAUACACCGAGCAGAGGUCAUAUGGACGCUAUAUGAACAAAGAUGGAGCGGUAUAUACGAGGUGUCACAGCACCUCCAGUAUCUGGUCGCAGAUGCCACUCUCAACCAGGCCUCGUCUCUCUCACCCUUCCCCUCACGCUUCGAUGGCCACAACGUCCGUUGCAGCAGUCACGGCUGCUCCCUCACCCUUAG
This is a messenger RNA of Microstroma glucosiphilum, 1270 nucleotides long. RefSeq names its product ribosomal protein L22. Gene Ontology annotation, molecular function: structural constituent of ribosome. Gene Ontology annotation, cellular component: mitochondrial large ribosomal subunit; ribosome. Gene Ontology annotation, biological process: ribosome assembly; translation. The coding region runs from base 76 to 1008 and encodes 310 amino acids. The record is from RefSeq and is a predicted model, not a curated record. The transcript has 2 exons. Lineage: Eukaryota; Fungi; Basidiomycota; Exobasidiomycetes; Microstromatales; Microstromataceae.